Molecule: messenger RNA, 2791 nt
Organism: Ipomoea triloba (trilobed morning glory)
Lineage: Eukaryota; Viridiplantae; Streptophyta; Magnoliopsida; Solanales; Convolvulaceae
Product: protein EARLY FLOWERING 3
Exons: 4
Coding region: 513-2600 (695 amino acids)
Biological process (GO): regulation of photoperiodism, flowering
Source: RefSeq, a predicted model, not a curated record
UUCUCUCCUGUGGUUCUAUCCACAUUUGGGUCCACAAACUAAGCACUUUUGCCGUAUUCCUUGUCACAUAGCUUCUUCUCUCUCGAUCCUCUCCUUUUUUGCCCUUCAAGAAUCGCUAAACUUUUUCCCCCUUUCUUUUACAAUUUCUCGAAUCUGUUCUUGUUUCAUUGUUUUGGUCUUUGUUUCCUCGGAUAUUCCUAGAAAAGAGCAGGAAAAAAAGUUGACUCUUAGGCUGUUGGAAUCGAUUUCGGGUUACUGGGUUUGAAGAGUCUCUCGGGUUUCUGAAAUUGGGGGUUUGUCCCGGAUUUUGUGGUAUUGAAUUUUGGGCAGAAGAUUCGAUUAUGUCGUUUCAGCCUGUGAAUCCCAAUUUCUAAGCUCAACUGAAUCUGAUUUACGCUGUUCUGCGAGUUGUGGAUUUUUUAUUUGCCGGUUGAUUUUAAAGUGGGGAUUUUAGAUUUUUAGCAAGUGGUUUGUCUCUCAAUGUUUUGAGACUGGUUGAAUCUAGAGAGAAGAUGAAGAGAGGGAAAGGUGAGGAGAAAAUAAUGGGGCCAAUGUUUCCCAGGCUUCAUGUUAAUGAUACUGAAAAGGGAGGACCAAGAGCUCCUCCAAGGAACAAGAUGGCUCUCUAUGAGCAGCUCAGCAUCCCCUCUCAGCGAUUUGAUAAUGGAGUUUUGCCCCUGAACCCCAACAACGCUUCCAAUUUGAUCCCUCCCUCACCAGGCCAGGGUAAUGGACAUGAAAGGCGUAUGUUUCUUCCAAUGCAUCUGCCACCAUCAACAUAUUCAGCUGAGAAGUUACACAGUUCUGAUUCAAAUACUCCUCUGACCCAGUUUGAGUCCAGAAAGAAAACAGAUGAAGAUGAUUUUAGAGUUCCUGUCUUUGUUAACUCCAAUAUAAGUCAAAGUAUUGGGAAGUUCUAUAAGAACUCAGAGAGGGAAAAAGUCUCUCCCUCAAGUCCAGCUUUUCUUGGGCGCUCUACUAAAGAUGCAAAGCACACAAGGGGAGGAAAUUUGAGACAUCAGGAGAGCUCAAGACAGCUUCCUACAACCAGAGAGCAGUCUGUUAAAGCUUCCUUGAGUUCUCCAUCCACAGAUAAGAAAGAACAUUGUAUAAAGCAUACUGAUAUGGAUUUUCCCUUGCAUUCUAAACAGAGAGAUGGCCCUGCAAAUAACUCUGACCUGUUACAUAAGAGUGGUAUAAACCUACAACCAGAAAGCAUAGUUGAUUCUAAAGUUGGUGACGCUAAUGAUGAUGCUGUUGUGAGUGGGCCUAUUAAGGGUGUGGAAAUUGGAGAUUCUUCUGCCCCAAUCAAUUGUUUUCAAACAGAAGAGCAGAUUAUUAAUGUUGUUAAUGAUGUGGAGUCUCAGGAAAACCAGACAUUUAGAUCACUACAAACACAAAAUGUUGAUAGAGGUGACAACUCAUCUGAGACUUCCAUGGUGGAAUGUAUAUCUGGAAUGGACAUAUCGCCCGAUGAUGUAGUUGGAAUAAUUGGCCAAAAACAUUUUUGGAAAGCCAGAAGAGCUAUUGUCAAUCAACAAAGAGUGUUUGCAGUUCAAGUGUUCGAGUUGCAUAGAUUAAUAAAGGUUCAGAAGCUCAUUGCUGAGUCACCAAAUCUUCUACUUGAGGAUACUGCUUAUUUAGGCAAACCUUUGAAAGUAUCUUCUGCAAAAAGAUUGCCCCAAUUUGAGUAUAUUAAGGCACCUCAAAAUGUUCCAAAGCACAAAAAUGAUUCUGAAAAGCCUCACCUAAGAAUGGAAUGCUCUGCUGAAAAUACUGUGGGGAAAGCAUCUCUUUCUUCUGUUCAAAAUGCUACUCAAGCUCCUAGCUGUAAACCCUCACCAGGGAAUCCACCAUUAGCGGCAGUAAGUAAUGACUCUAACAUGGGUCCUUGGUGUUUCCAUCAGCCCUCAGGUCAACAAUGGUUGAUUCCCGUGAUGACGCCCUCUGAAGGACUUGUAUAUAAACCGUACCCUGGACCCGGAUUCACGAGUCCAGGCUGUGGAGGCUGUGGACCACCACCACCAGCGUCCACUCCAGUGAUGGGGAACUUUUUCGCUCCUGCAUAUGGAGUCCCAACUUCUCAAUAUCACUAUCAAGGCAUGGGUGAUCCGUUUGCCCCUCCUGUCGGUCAUGGCUAUUUCCCUCCAUAUGGUAUGCCGGUAAUGAACUCUGCUGUCUCAACUUCAGCUGUUGAACAGAUGAACCCAUUUACUCGAACGGGUUCUCAAGCUCAGCAGGUAUCAGGUGGGGGAGUGAACUUAAAUGCUCAACAUCAGAACUCAUGCAACAUGCCUAGCCAGAAGAAUGGGGAUGCUGACAGAAUGCAUGCUUGUAAAGAUAAUGAGGUACAAGCUAGCUGUGCUAGUAGUCCAAGUGUAAGAGCACCGGGCGUGACAGUAAGUGGUCCCAUGGAAGGAAGAAGUGUGCUUCCUCUAUUUCCCACAUCCCCAGUUGUGAACGUCGAUGCCAGUCAGCCUCCUCAUACUGCUCACCCUGCUAGGGUAAUACGAGUUGUACCUCAUAACGCUAGAUCUGCAUCUGAAUCGGCUGCACGCAUCUUUCAAUCUAUACAAAAAGAGAGGAAGCAAUAUGACUAGUGUAACACAUAAAUAGGCUUGGAGAGUUGGGAGUGUACUUGACCAUUUGCCCAUCCAGCAAAUUGGUCAGUUGUAUUAAUUAACAUUUUGGCUGCUAUGAAUUUUGUGAAGCAGAUAGUCCAGUCCUAAUGUAAUGCAUAGAUUUCACGCUCAACUUUAUUUAAUUCAUUGUAAGCCAAUAUUCUCUUUUC